UCAGUUACCAGCAUAACCAGAAUAAACAUGUACGCUAAGUUGAUCGUCGCUCUUUGCGCCCUAGGCGUUGCCCACGGCAGUGGCCUCUUGGCGGCCGCUCCAGUAGCGUACAGCAGCCACGCUAUCGCGGCUCCCGCUAUUGUCACUAAGACCAUCAGCCCCGCUGUCUCUUCAGUGUCUUCCUACUCGACCCACACAGCGCACACUGCACCUAUCGCCACCUAUGCCGCCGCUCCUGCCAUCGCUACAUCCUACGCUGCUGCACCAGCCAUCGCUACAUCUUACGCUGCCGCACCAGCCAUCGCUACAUCCUACGCCGCUCCCGUAGUGACUAAGACCAUCUCGCCAGCCACUACCUCCUACUCUUCUUACUCGACCCAAACCGCUCACGGCUCUCCUGUCGCGACCUACGCCGCUCCCGCCGUCGCUGUACACUCCGCCCCCGCUGUGGCCGUAGCUGCCGCCCCCGCUGUGUCUUCUUACUCUUCCUACUCCACCCAGACCGCUCAUGGAGCUAGAGCGUACGCCGCUCCCGCGUAUGCCUCAUACGCCGCUGGACCCGCGUACGCCUCAUACGCCGCUGGACCCGCGUACGCCUCAUACGCCGCAGCUCCCGCAUAUGCCUCAUACGCCGCCGCCCCAGCCAUCACCUCAUACGCCGCACCUGCGUACUCUUCUUACAAAACCUAUGCUGCCCCCGCCAUCUCCGCGUACGCUGCACCUGCCUACUCCACCUAUGCUGCGGCUGCUCCCGUCCUCAGAUCAGCUGUGUCGUACUCUGCUGCACCCGCCGUGUCUCACAUUGCCUACAAAGCUCACGGUGCCAACUAUGCCUGGUAAACUGAAUCAAUUCUUGUACCUGUAAAUAUGUAAUUAACGAAUAAAAUGACUUGCUAAUAAGA
Messenger RNA from Nymphalis io (European peacock), 902 nucleotides. RefSeq names its product cuticle protein 16.5-like. The coding region runs from base 28 to 840 and encodes 270 amino acids. The transcript is spliced from 2 exons. The record is from RefSeq and is a predicted model, not a curated record. NCBI's taxonomy places the organism in Eukaryota, Metazoa, Arthropoda, Insecta, Lepidoptera, Nymphalidae.